Messenger RNA from Caenorhabditis remanei, 249 nucleotides. RefSeq lists its product as uncharacterized. The transcript has 2 exons. NCBI's taxonomy places the organism in Eukaryota, Metazoa, Nematoda, Chromadorea, Rhabditida, Rhabditidae. The record is from RefSeq and is a predicted model, not a curated record. Bases 1 to 249 code for a protein of 82 amino acids.
AUGCCACGACCGGCGACCGAAGAGGACGACGUUCGACCGAGCACCACGUGGACUAAAAACCAAGACGUGGAGGUAUAUGGAGCCGUUGAGCCAACGAACAAAUCCUCAAUGACAACCCUUCAACACCCAGACGUUCAGUCCACUCCAACAAUGCCCAAAAAAGUUUCAUUCGCGGCUGAAGUUGACGAGCAACAAGAACGAAUCAGCAAAGAAAGUGCGCGACGGGAUGCCUGCUGUUCCAUUCAAUAA